This is a messenger RNA of Talpa occidentalis (Iberian mole), 2349 nucleotides long. RefSeq names its product solute carrier family 22 member 14 (gene SLC22A14). The transcript has 12 exons. NCBI's taxonomy places the organism in Eukaryota, Metazoa, Chordata, Mammalia, Eulipotyphla, Talpidae. Gene Ontology annotation, molecular function: transmembrane transporter activity. Gene Ontology annotation, biological process: transmembrane transport. Gene Ontology annotation, cellular component: membrane. Bases 192 to 2117 code for a protein of 641 amino acids. The record is from RefSeq and is a predicted model, not a curated record.
GCAGGACUCCUCCAUCCCAUUGUGAUACCACUCCCUAGCCACCAAAGAAACCCACGGUUCCUCUUCCUAGAGUCCCGCUGGACCUGGAUUGUGGUCUGCACAGAUGUGGACAGGAGCCAGCAGGAGCCGGGUCGGCUGUGGGGAGUCUGUGGAAGGAGCUGGCUGCCCUCACAGGGAGUCUGAGUUCUCAGAUGGCAGAGGAAACCAACUCCAAGGCCUCCCAGACUUCUCCCAGGAAGUUGAGUCAUGAUACAUCAAAACGCUCCCAUUUCUGGGUGCUGGAAAUGCUGUUACAGAGAUUGAGCUCCCUAGACACUAAGCAGGAUGACAAGUUUGCCCACAUCCUGAAUGCGGUGGGGGAGUUUGGCACAUUCCAGCGGAGGCUGGUGGCCCUCACCUUCAUCCCCAUCAGCCUAUCGGCCUUCUUCAGUUUUGUUGACUACUUCGUGUUCACAGCCCAGAAACCCUAUUGCAAUACCAGCUGGAUACUGGCAGUCGGCCCCAAUCUAUCAAUGGCUGAGCAGCUGAAUCUGACUCUGCCCAGAGAACCCAAUGGCAGUUUCCUGACGUGUCUCAUGUACUUGCCUGUGACCUGGAGUCUAGAUUCUAUCAUCCAUUUUGGCCUCAACGAUACAGUAUCAUGCCAAGAUGGAUGGAUUUACCCUUAUGCCCAGGAGCGAUCCCUGAUCAAUGAGGCCCACCCUGGGGCCAGUUCAGUCUCUGGAUCCAGAAGACCGAUCUUGGGUGGAGGCCAGUGGCCAAUCCCUGUGUCUAACCCUCAGUUUGACUUGGUGUGUGACAAGAAAUCGAAUUGGGAUAUCGUGCAGACCAUAUUCUGGUCAGGGAUCCUGAUAGGAUCUAUCAUCUUCGGGUUCAUAAGUGACAAGCUGGGCCGCUACCCUUCCAUCCUGCUCUCGCUGCUGGGACUGAUCAUCUUCGGCUUCGGGACAGCUUUUGUCAGGAGCUUUCACCAGUAUCUCUUCUUCCGCUUCGGCGUGUCCCAGGCGGUGAUAGGCUACCUCAUCAGCAGCGUGUCUUUAGCCUCUGAGUGGCUGGUGGGCAAGCACCGGGCCCAUGCCAUCAUCCUGGAAAACUGCUUUUUCACUGUGGGGAUCAUAUUCCUGACAGCGCUUGCCUACAGCCUGCCACACUGGCGCCUGCUAUUCCUGGUGGGCGGAGCGCCUGUGUUUCCCCUCAUCUUCUAUAUCUGGAUUCUCCCAGAGUCGCCGCGGUGGCUGAUGAUGAAGGGGAAGGUGGAGGAGGCCAAGAAGGUGCUGUGCUAUGCCGCUUAUGUGAACAAGAAGACCAUUCCUAUAAGUCUGCUGGACAAGUUACAUAUUUCCAGCAAAAAUGUGACUGAGGCCUCUGUCCUGGACUUCUGUAGCAAUAGUUACCUCCGCAAGGUUGUCUUGGCGAUGCUGUGCGUGUGGUUUACUGUUGCUUACAACUACAGUCUGCUGAACUUCCAGAGAAAGGAUUUCAGCACCAACAUUUACUUCAUGAUGCUGAUCCCCAGCAUCAUGAAUGUGCCCGCCUGGCUGGGCUGCAUCUUUCUCCUUGAGCAGAUAGGGAGGAAGAAGAGCCUGGUUUUGACUUUCUUCCAAGGCUGUCUCUUGUGCUUGGUUAGCCUUUUCAUGUACCCAGAGUGGAAAUCCAUAUUCACCUUGUUGGUCAUAUUCGGCGAGUUCAGCCUGAUAGCCUCAUUCGCUGUGCUCUUAGUCUACUCUGUGGAGCUCCUCCCCACCGUCCUCAGGACUACGGGUCUGGGGCUGGUGACUCUGGUCUCGGCAGCUGGAGUCAUCAUGUCCUUGAUGCUCAUCAGUCAGGAUGAAAGCUUCCUACCCAGCUUUCUCUGCUGUUUCUCAGCCACCCUGGCCUUGCUGCUCUGCUUCCUGCUGCCGGAAACGCAAAAUCAGCCCCUCUUCGAUAGCCUCCCCUCUUCGGAGCACUUAACCACAAAGAAAAGGCCUCCGUCCCUGGAGAAGACCGAUGACGUCACAGAUGGUUAUAUCACUAAAGAAACGGCCACGAACACCAUUCUCAAUGCCACAAAGGAGAAUUUCAACUCAGACUCUUUCUCCAGCACGAGGCAUACCUACGAGGACAUAGACUCAUAGGCAGAGGAGGAAGCUGUCUGAGGGCAGGCCCUAGAUGAUCUCGGAUUGGAGUUAAGUGGCUGGGUGGGGCCAUGGAUUCCAGGCCAUGAAUGCCAGGCCUAGUCCAGCUUGGGGAACAGUGCCAAUCCUGCUCUGAGGCCAGCCUUCGAGAUCCAAAACUUACCCCUUCUUGGGGAGUGAGGGUGUGUUUCAUUCUAAUAAAGGUAACAUGUUGGACUUGAGAUGGCUAGGU